This is a messenger RNA of Cydia strobilella, 2236 nucleotides long. RefSeq lists its product as uncharacterized. The coding region runs from base 99 to 2147 and encodes 682 amino acids. The transcript has a single exon. NCBI's taxonomy places the organism in Eukaryota, Metazoa, Arthropoda, Insecta, Lepidoptera, Tortricidae. The record is from RefSeq and is a predicted model, not a curated record.
CUGUAUUUUUUUCUAAAUUGCAGUUUAAACUGUUUUUUUUUUUCAAAAAAAACACGUGUUUCGUAAUCAACUAGGUAAACCAUUUUUGUAAAAUCAUCAUGAUUAGCACACAUGGGAGCCAAGUUCACCAAGAUGCGGACUCGUUCUUCCGUGACCCCGCGCAGCAACGCUCGCAGAUCGUGUACGCCAAGCAGACCCGCGAGCGACAAGUCUUUAUGGAAGACCUCAGAGAAUAUCGACGGCAGCUUGAAAAACAGGCCAUGAAGACAAUGAGAAAACUAGUCGGCCCGCGCUGGUACCAAGUACUCAGUGUACCGCAAAGAGACGCACUCGAUAGGUUAGCGUCAUCAGUUUACCAGGAUUUACUUGAAGGACGGCCCACUAGGACAUCCCGCAUAAUCCAUAGACUCGGUGUCUUUCCUCCCCCAAAACCCAUGGACUUGAUGAUUGCGAACUUCCACGGAAGCGAUGACCCGAAAAAAAUGUUGGCGCAUUUAUUUUUCCUGCUCUACGGCCACUCGAUCGAGGGAAAGCGGAAUUGUUACUGUUUUAAUGCCAAGCUCAUUUUAUCGGCUAUAUAUUAUUUGGGUUUAAAAAAUUUGAUCGAAUUGUUGCGAGAAAAAUUUAAACCAGAUCAAGAUGUGCCACCAACGCCACCAAAGCCAAAGUCUAAACGCCAACCGCCCGUUCCGUCUCCGUAUCUGGAGAGAUCCAUAAUACCGGUGUGGUAUCCUGCUAGCCCCAAAAAGUUUACACCUCCUCCCCUGCCUAACUUAGACGAGCUCAACGAACCUUAUGUGGACAACGACGAAUACAGAAUUCGAGUAAAGCCACCGCCGCCUCCACCUCCACCGCCUCCCCCAAAACGCAUUCCACGAGCAAUUUGUGACAAAUUGGCAGGCGUGUUUAAUAUCGCGCCGAGUCAGGUGACCACUGUCACGAUGAAGACUACGAUGAGUCAACGAAAGCAUCAGAAUCAUAAUAUGACACUUGAAGUUAAAAAGAAAACUUAUGGAAUAUGCAUAACGCGACCGGAACGCAAAAGUUGCCGUCGCAAGCUUAAACCUCCCACGACUGGCGUAAACAACGCUCAGUACUUGAUACAAGGAGUGUAUACAGUUGGCCGGCGGACAGUAUUCGUGCUUGGUAGCGUUUCUAUACUGCCCGCAGAGGGCGACCUUAUACACGGUGGGUUCGCGCAGUGUCCUACCGGCUACAUGAACAUACACCUCGGAUUCCGUGGCUACCCGGCACCACCUCCACCUGAUCCAUGCGACUGCAACAAGAAAUGGCAAGACAAAAUACUAAAAUACGUCAAAGAAAGCAAAUGCUACUGCGGUCACAACUACGACUACAGCAACGAGGGCACUUUCCCAUCGGACGAGCUUCCUCAUUUCCAAAAGCCGACGGCGGGCGCACCGUAUCAAUUUAACUACCACACAAUAUUUGACAUAGAUGAAAAGCAGCUGUUAAUCAAAAAAGAAGUGAAAAAGAUUCUGGAGGGGGAUAGCGUGAUAGGGUCAAAGAAGGAUCUAGUUGUCAAAAAGAAAGAAAAAGAAAAGAAGAGGUCAUCUAAGACAUGUUUGGGGCAGAAUCCGAAGCCCUCGCAGUAUCUAAAGUGCGCGCUGCGAGUGCUGCGAGGCGUGAACGUGGCGGCGCGGCUGCCUGACGUGCACCUAGCGCCCGAGCUGGUGGAAUGGAUGCGGCGCCGCAUCGCCGGCCCGCUGGGCCCCGCCCAGCGCCAGGCCUACCUGCGCCAGACCCGCGAACUGCAGACCAUGCUCGACAGCAUCACGCCCAGGAUUUACGGGCCCCUCUUAACAAAGAACAAUACCGAGUUCCGGGGCGCUUCUACCUGGACCCAUAAGUUAAAAUUCAGAGACAGAUUUAAUAAGUACUCGUGCGAAUACAGAAGACAACUGUUCAAGUGUUUCGCCAAUAUAAAUAAUUUAUUAUGGCGGAUCAUGUUCCUCCCGGAGUUUCCCGACAAGAAGUUCCGCGAGAUAUUCUUUUCGUAUUUGUACGCGACGUCAGACGACCUGAUGCUGAUGCGACCGUACAGCACGUUCGAGACGAACGACCGCAAGGAGCGGCUCAUGAGCCGGCGCAUGAUCUGCCUGCCCGACGGCUACGAGCCGCCGCAGUGACGCGCACGCGCCGCGCCGUGCGGCCCGCUCAACUAGAGCCGGAGGAAAUUCGUUUGGACUCAAAAUAUGAACACAUUUUGAAUACUUUA